AUGAUAUCAGCACGCGUCUCCUCUACGAGCCUCUGGAGGAAGUCGAAAGACUUGAGUACUAUGAACCAGGGGGUUAUCACCCCGUUCAAAUCAACGAUCACUUUCACGGUCGGUACCGAGUUGUUCACAAGCUGGGGCAUGGUGAAAGUUUGCACAGCGAACACAAAUCCAACGGAAGUGGACAUUAUUUCUCGACUCACUCCCCCUCGUUGUUCUGCAGUCAAUCAUCCAGGAAAGAUGAUGAUCCCUUCGAUUCUGGAUCAAUUCACCAUCCACGGCCCCAAUGGUACCCAUACUUGCUACAUCACAGCACCAGCGAGUACUAGUCUCUCCGGGGCAAAAGAUGGCUCAUGGAUUCGCUUAUUCCAGCUCGAUGUAGCCCGGUCACUGGCCGCACAACUCGUUUUGGCUGUGGACUAUAUACACGCGCAGGGAAUUGUUCACGGAGACCUUCACCUCGGCAACAUUCUUCUCAAACUUCCUCCCAGUUUUGACCAGCUCUCACUUGACCAAUUAUAUGAGAAAUACGGAGCACCGGAGCUAGACCCAGUUGUUCGUCUAAAUGACAAUCCGCUUCCGCUUCCACCUGGUGUCCCAUCUCAUGGCAUCAUACCGAUAUGGCUGGGGAAAGCGAGUGAAAAUAUCUCACUUCCAGAGACCAGGAUCUUACUUACAGACUUUGGUGAAGCCUUUGACCCCUCUAAAGAAAGGAAAUGCGAAUCUCGCACCCCCCUUGUCAUCCGUCCUCCCGAGGCGCGGUUCGAGCCAAAUACUUUGUCUUUUCCAUCAGACAUUUGGACUCUCGCCUGUACCAUAUGGUGUAUCAUAGCCCAACGGCCACUAUUUGAAGGGUGGUUCGCGACCGAGGACGAUAUGACCUGCGAGCACGUCGAUGUUCUUGGUAUUCUACCACCGGAAUGGUGGAAGAGGUGGGAGGCGCGAGGACUCAAGUUUACGGAGGAUGGUAAGCCAAUCAACCGCAGAUAUCUCCAAUCUUGGAACGAUCGGUUUGAAGAUAGUGUGCAAGAACCUAGACAAAAGGAGGGCUUGCCGUCACUAGAUGCAAAGGAGAGUCAAGCUUUCUUCGACAUGCUACGGCCGAUGCUCUCAUUCAGACCUGAGAAUCGCCCUACUACCAAGCAAAUUCUCGAUUCGGAAUGGAUGCGGAAAUGGGCUCUGCCUGAAUAUGAGAAGAUCCGAGAUAAUGUAUGA
Penicillium brevicompactum is the source of this 1212-nucleotide messenger RNA. RefSeq names its product kinase-like protein. Gene Ontology annotation, molecular function: ATP binding; protein kinase activity. The transcript has 2 exons. Lineage: Eukaryota; Fungi; Ascomycota; Eurotiomycetes; Eurotiales; Aspergillaceae. Gene Ontology annotation, biological process: protein phosphorylation. The record is from RefSeq and is a predicted model, not a curated record. Bases 1 to 1212 code for a protein of 403 amino acids.